AAAAAACCAAAGUCGAUCCCCCGGCAUCUCCGUGGAUGUGGAACAAGGGAGCUGCUCGGCUCGCAGCGCUUCCCUCGCUAAGUCGGGAAUUACAGCUGCGGCUGGGGAGGCUCGCGGGGCCAUAGGGCGGGCGCCGGGGGGGCACAGCUGARCCUCGAGCCUCCGCUCGCAGGAGCUCCCGGCUCCUCUCCCUCCUCUCCGCCCUCGGCAGCGCCAUGGAGCCCAACAGCCCCAAGAAGAUACAGUUUGCCGUGCCGCCCUUCCAGAGCCAGAUAGACCCCGAGGCAGCCGAGCAGAUCAGGAAACGAAGACCUACCCCAGCAUCACUCGUCAUCAUGAAUGAGCACGUGCCCCCAGAAAAAGAAGAGAAGAGAACAAACAUCUCACAAGGAGAAUCGCAGAGCGCCUCCCCGAAGCAGAGGAAGCAGAGCGUGUUCACGCCRCCCGCCAUCAAAGGGAUCAAGCACCUGAAAAGCCAGAACGAUUCCGCCUUUCCGGAGGAGGACGAGGCCGUCAGUGAAAGAGAGGAGGACUGGGGCCCGUGAGCRGCCUGCAGGCUCUUUCCUGCGGCCGCGGCGCCUUUGCUGGGCAUUGCAGCCCUUGCAGACCUGCCCUGUCACCCCCUCGCCCCGGAGAUAAAACAGUUAUUUUAAAGUCAUUUUUUUUCCCCCCCUUCCAUUUUGUAUGACCUAGAAGUGUAACUUGCAAACGUGUUAGCGACCUGACAGCAGUACUGCCAGAGCUUAACUGCCGAGCGYGACCUGUGUGCGAUGACCUACUGUAAAUAAAGCCAACUUAAAGGCUAUGAAAUAAAUACGAUGUUCAUUUAGA
This is a messenger RNA of Nothoprocta perdicaria, 831 nucleotides long. RefSeq names its product protein phosphatase 1 regulatory inhibitor subunit 1C (gene PPP1R1C). Gene Ontology annotation, molecular function: protein phosphatase inhibitor activity. NCBI's taxonomy places the organism in Eukaryota, Metazoa, Chordata, Aves, Tinamiformes, Tinamidae. Gene Ontology annotation, cellular component: cytoplasm. Gene Ontology annotation, biological process: intracellular signal transduction. The record is from RefSeq and is a predicted model, not a curated record. The transcript has 5 exons.